GUCAUGCAACAACCAGGAAGAGCUGGCCGCACUCAUCAUCCAUCUCAUGGAGGCCUCGGGAACCCAGCCCAACCUGCUGUACCAGUUGCCAGACGAUAAUCUACUCAUGCGUCCAAAAAAGCUCCCCCGCUUGACAGAGUUGAGUGACCUGCUUUUGGAUGAAGCUCCGUCUCGGGAUAUCCAUGACGGCCCAGCUUCGUUCAACUUGAUGAACCAGCUCCUCACACUGGCAACCAAAAGUAUAGCACUCUGUCGGGGAGCUCAUCUGGGCUCGCUCAAGCUUUACCAGAAGAAGUUCCUGAAGCUUUGUUUCGUUAAAUACGAAUCAGCCUCCAACCUGCGUGGACCCACUUCUCUCGAAGCACAGGCAGCAGACAAGCGUGCAUGGUCGCUUAUCGCUGAACUUGUCAACAUUCAUGCAUGGAAGCUGGACGACACCCUGCACGAGGUCACCCAGGUUCGUGCCGACCUAAGCACGCUUCUUGCACCGCGAGCCCAUAUACCCAAGCACCUUUUCCAGCUUAAAGAUACUUGGAGACCUCGUCAUGAAGGCAAAGGCAACCGCCCCAACUUUCGAGGUAACGGCAAGGGCGGCAAGGGCAAAGGCGAGCACCAGUGGCAAACUGAGGAGGCCCCAGAGAGGGCAGCGCGCGGCGGCAAGGGCAAGAAAGGCGCAAAUUCCAGCCCCGGCAAGUGGCUCUCUACCCUCUUUAUGGAGGGCAAGCAGCACACGCUUUGCAUGUGCUAUCAGCAAGGCCAGUGCAAGGAUCCUUCCACUUGCCGCUACCUUCACAGAUGCGCAGUGCCGAAGCCAGAAACACGCUUCGGUGACCAGCGGGAGUCAACCGAGGUGGUGCAAGCCGUCCCGCUUUGUGUACCCGCUCGCCCGGCAGGCGCACAAGGAACGCUUCAGCCUCAGCCAGAGAUUGCUGCGCGAGAUAGCUCAGCGGCAUCACGCGCUAUGUCUGCGAGUGACUUCAGUUUCUCCACUUGUUUGUCGCUUUUGGAGGAAUACUUUUCCGAUGCCGCGAACUUCACGCGACAAUCUCAAGACAUAGCAAUCGCUCAGGCCGAUGCUUAUUUCAACCUCGGGGCCUUCGGCUUUGACGAUGGCAAAAGAGUGGGCAUCUUUCAGCGUACAGAGCAAUUCUCCGACAUUGUACGCUUUUUGAACUCAUUCCUUUCUCUGCUUUUCCCGGGUAGCAGCUGGUCUUCUAUCUGUGUGAGCCACAAUGUUCGCACGCUUUUACAUACAGAUGCAGGCAACCAACCGGGUAGCACCAAUUUUUCUAUCUCAUUGGGCAACUUUUGUGGUGGAGAAGUAUGGAUGUCACCGCCUUUGAACGUGAAUUCUCCACUUGUGUCGGCCCCACAGGACUCAAGCUCUAAUGCCUUUUCCAGCUCUGAGGUGCAGCUUGGGGAGCUCAUUGACACCUUUGAGAGCGCUACCGCUUUCCCUUGCGAGCACAUUCACUGCACAUGUCCAUUCUCAGGUGACAGAUGGGUGCUUACAGCUUACACAUGUCGUGGCUUGGCGAGUUUCACACCGGAGCAAAUUUCUUACAUCCGUUCUCUGGGUUUUCCGCUUCCGGGGGAUACAAUUGCAGUUCCAGCUCAGCAGCCAGGGCCCACAGUGCAGCCUGCGAAGCUGGCAAACACAGCUGAGCCCGGCUUCUUUCUUGAUGUUUGCUGUGGGGCCAAUGCUCCGCUUUCAGAUCAACUGUAUCAGUCGGAUCUUCUUUGCUACCUACGCAAGGAGUGGCGGCAGUGGCUUCUGGAAAAGCACAUUCCCGAAAGACUCGCUCAGCACGUUUCGGAGCAUCGCGACUCACCGCUUUUCUCUGAGAGCGACUGGGAUUUCUCUGUCAUGCCAGACCUCGAAACCGCUUUUCAGCGAUGGGGAAAAGAUCGGGUGGCGGUCGGGAAAGUCAACAUCGUCAAAGAUAUACAAUCCGCUUUCCCGCUUAGGGAAGACAAUGAAGAGGGCAAGGGCUUUAGCCUCGACGUGAAAGGCGCUCACAAGACGUCCAGGGUACGUGAGCGCGACAUUGGGCUUUUGGGCAUGAGACGGCAGGAGCGACUGCUUUUCUAUCGCGUUUGUCCCUUCGGGGCCACUUUUUCGAGCCAUUGGUUCGCCCGCAUUGGUGGGUUCUUCACCAGGUUGUUUCAGAUUGCCUUCGACACCGCCAGGCCGCUUGGCGCCAAUGUCAGUGUCAGCCCCACUUUGUGGGCCGGCAUCGGCAGCCACCUGGAUGAGGAGCUCCGCUUUACAUCAUCGCCUCCCAGCUCAGCGGUGUGCAAAGGUUCCUGUCAGCGCCAAGAGGAUAUGGAUGCGGAUGGCUGA
Molecule: messenger RNA, 2344 nt
Organism: Symbiodinium sp. CCMP2456
Lineage: Eukaryota; Dinophyceae; Suessiales; Symbiodiniaceae
Source: the annotation of a GenBank genome assembly